AUGCAGCUUCCGCUGCCCGAAGAUGAAGAGCCGUCAAGGUCACCGUCUAGCUCGCCAGAGCCAGCGCAGGUGGACAAAGUCUCUAGCUUACUGGACAAGACGAAUGCCCAGAUUGCAGAUUUGAAGGCUUCUAUGAAGCGCAACGUGCAAAUGGCACCAGCUGCUGAUACUAGGAAGAAGUCUGCCCUGGAACAGAUGAUCCCAGAAACCUCCAUGCGUGGGCGUAAGCGCAAGCAUAACGGUGAUGCACCUGCAGACAAGCAGACACUGGACAUACUGAAUGCAUUCCGCGCUAAGCUGGAACAGGCACCUCCAAAGAUUGAACCCGCCAAAACACAUGUGACUCAAGAGCAAGACAAGCAAGACGGAGUCAAUGGUCAUGACAAAAAAGAAGUAAUCAAUGAUGAUGAUGAUGAUGAUGAUGAUGAAGCAAAAUUAUGCGAUCUUCACUUUAUUGCCAACUGCCAGUCAUGUCAGUCGUGGUACAAUGAAAUGUCAAACAAUGCCAACGGGCAGGAUGAUGAUAAUCAAGGAUGGAUGUAUCAUGCUUUGAGCUUUGAAAAGGACAGGUUGGGCAAGGAUUUGAAUUGGAAGAAAAAGAACGAGGAGGAGCUGGUUGUGAUUGAUCCUAGGGAGAAGGCGAAGGAUAUCAGGGAGGAGCAGAGAGCGAAAAAAAUGGCUAGGAUGGGUGGGAGUAGUGCCUGGGAUAGGGAUAGAGAUCGGGGCCGAAUACCAGAUAGGAGAGCGGGUGAGAAGGGGUGA
Molecule: messenger RNA, 762 nt
Organism: Letharia columbiana
Lineage: Eukaryota; Fungi; Ascomycota; Lecanoromycetes; Lecanorales; Parmeliaceae
Exons: 1
Coding region: 1-762 (253 amino acids)
Source: RefSeq, a predicted model, not a curated record